Caenorhabditis elegans is the source of this 1179-nucleotide messenger RNA. It is a transcript of the gene F26B1.5, whose product is annotated as Serine/threonine-protein phosphatase. NCBI's taxonomy places the organism in Eukaryota, Metazoa, Nematoda, Chromadorea, Rhabditida, Rhabditidae. Gene Ontology annotation, molecular function: hydrolase activity; protein serine/threonine phosphatase activity. The transcript is spliced from 7 exons. The record is from RefSeq and is marked reviewed. Bases 1 to 1152 code for a protein of 383 amino acids.
AUGGCUGAUGAUAACAUUACUCUCGAUAUUCACCAAUUCAUCAAAAGUCAUUUGUUCGUCAAGAAUUGGAUCAAUUACAGACAGCAUGUAUAUGAAAAGUCAGACCUCCUUCUCUUGAUUGGACAAAUUAUGGAACUUUUCAAAAUGGAGAAAACUCUUGCUACAAUCUCUCCGCCAGUUACAAUUGUUGGUGAUAUCCAUGGACAAUAUCCGGAUCUUGUGAGAAUUUUGAAUUCUCGGAUUUCUAAAGAAGAAGCUAAACAAAAAAUAGUCACCAGUUAUUCGUCAAACAGAUUUGUUUUCCUGGGCGACUAUGUUGAUCGAGGAAAUCAUUCAAUUGAAUGUAUUUGUCUAGUUUUUGCUUUGAAGGUUCUCGAUCUGAAAUUUGUUUCCCUUUUAGUUAUUAUGUUUCAGAUAGCGUAUCCCACAAAUUUCGUUUUGCUACGUGGGAAUCAUGAAACCAAAGCAAUCAAUUUUGCGUAUGGAUUUAGAGAAGAACUAGAGAAUAGACUUGGAAAAAAGGAUGGUUUCGAAAUUUGGGAAAAAUUCAACGAAGUGUUCUCUUUUAUGCCAUUGGCUUGUUUAGUUGGUGGACGAAUCUUGUGCAUGCACGGAGGAAUUAGUGAAAAAUUGGAGUCAUUGGAUUCUAUUGAUAGCAUCGUACGCCCACUUCCGGAAGUUACCGAUUUGGCUCAAGAUUUAUUGUGGUCUGAUCCAAUGGAUGUACAAACCUUGGCAUCGAUCAGUGAUACACCAAAGUAUGCCAAGAACAUUGUCCGUGGAUUAGCACAUUCCUUCAAUGAUGCAGCAGUACGAGAUGUUUGCCGACGUCUAAAUCUUCAUUUAGUUGUUCGAGCCCAUCAGAUGAUUCCCGAAGGAUUCAAAUUCAACUCGGACCGCAAGCUUCUCACUAUUUUCUCGGCGCCACGUUACAUGAAUGAGAGUGAUAACCGUGGUGCCACGUUGCAAGUCGACGUAAAUGGACAAUUGAGUAUUAGUGUAAUGAGAUACACAAAACCACUUCGUACAAAAGCUUUGGGUUCAGAUGAAAUCACUCGUGGAGACCAUCUGCCUGAUAUUUCAAGAAAGAAAUCAAACUCUUUUAUUCCUUCUACAUUUUCAAGUUCUAAGAGUACCAGCCUCAAAAAGUAGAUAUCUGAAAUAAAAAUUGAUUAUCUA